This is a messenger RNA of Acaulospora morrowiae, 945 nucleotides long. Lineage: Eukaryota; Fungi; Glomeromycota; Glomeromycetes; Diversisporales; Acaulosporaceae. The record is from the annotation of a GenBank genome assembly.
AUGUUUGAUCGUGCACAUAGUUCUAGACAAGAUUCUUUCACGAAAGUAGCUUUAAACAAAACAGCAGCAAAAAUAUGUCUUGCAGACAUUAUUUAUAUUGUAGAAAAACACAUAAAAGAAAUUACAACUCACGAAAAAUACCCAUCUUGGAAGAUACAAUUGUUCCCCGUCAAUAAUCAGCAGCUAGAUGAUUCUUCGAAAUUUUUCCGUAAAUGGGAAGAAUAUGAAAACAAAAAUUUAAAAAAAUAUUAUUUUGAUAUUGCCUCACUAUCAACACGCAAACUCCAAUCAUUUAAUGCAAAAAUAAAACCUCAAAUUAUAAUAGAAUUAAUUAACUUUAUAUCUCAUCUUAUGGACCAAUCACAGUAUUGUACUAUGAGAGUCAUAGUUAAUGCCUUCAAGCCUGUAGACAAAAUCGGAUGCAUUGCAUGGAUGCUUAAUCUGCCCUCAGAGAAUAUACUUAAGGAGACAUUGGGAUCUACGAAAAGUUACACAACAAUAUCUCCUAAAUCAAUCCAACCUGCGAACGCUGUCUACCCAACACAUUCCAACAGUGUAGUAAAUAUUUCUAAUAUGGAAACAGGAAAUACAGUAUCCGGGCUACCUCCUAAUAGUGCCGCAACAACAACCCGAUCUUCCAAAAAUUAUAUGAUAUCCACGGAACAAAGUACGCAAAUUACUGCAAAUUUCCAAAUAGCUCCGCUGAACACGAGGUACUUUUUACAAAAAGUAGAUGACAUGAAAAAUAGAAAAAGAAAAGCAGAAGACGAGCUUACUAAUAUGAAUGGUAAACAAAGACAAUUAUCGGAGGAAUUGAAAGCUUUAAAACUUAAGGAAGAAAAGCUAAAAAGCGAAAUAACAACUAUAAAUAAUGAAAUCAAUGCUUUUAAGUCUGAAACAGAUGUUGCAGUAAAUCAAAUAACUAAAAAAAUUCGAGAAUUAUAA